UUCACUUAUGAAAUUUUACAAAAAAAAAACACGUUUUCUUUUUCUGCAGAUACGGCUAAAAAUAAUUUUUUGGAUUAAAAUAUUGCUUCCUAUGUGUCAUUUACUUUCAAUAGCUACACCAAUCGAAUGACAUUUUGGCAACGAAUGUACAAUUCAUUGUGUUUUAGGUUUGAAGACUUGGCACAUCCUAUUUAUUUCAUACUGAAGCAACAAAAACUAAUGGAAAGUCUGUUUCCUGAAGCCAAAAAUUGGCCAAAUCUCGAAGAGAUCAGAAGAAAUGUAUCGCUGGUUCUGUUGAAUACGCACACAACGUUAGGUACUCCACGUCCGUAUGCUCCAAAUAUGAUUGUGGUCGGUGGUAUGCAAAUACAAAAAGACAUCGAGCCACUGCCCCUCAAAAUACAAACAUUUUUGGAUGAAGCGGUUAAAGGAGCUAUUUUUGUCUCUCUUGGCUCUAGCGUGCUAAUAACUAAACUAAGCAAAAAUCAGUUCAAUGCCAUCGUCAAUGCAUUCAAAUCGUAUCAAAAUGUUCGAAUUUUGAUCAAAAGUGAUGAAAAAAUUACAAUUUCAUCGCAUAAGGAAUCUGAUAUUCUGGUCGAACCAUGUUUCAAUCAACAAUCCAUUUUGGCACAUUCACGUAUUAGAUUAUUUAUAACGCAUGGCGGUCUAUUGAGUAAAACAGAAGCUGUUCAUUUUGGCAAACCCAUAGUCGGUAUUCCAUUUUACUUUGAUCCACACUUUAACAUGAAAUUGGCCGAACAGAAAAGCUUUGGAAUCAGUGUUCCGAUUGAAACUUUAAAUGCGGGAAACAUUGCCGCAGCUGUUGACAAAGUACUUAGUGUAUCAAGGUUGAUUUUCAGCUAUGCAGAGAAUGCAAAGUUAAUAUCUGAUAGAUUCCGUGAUCAGCCACGUACUCCAAUAGAAACAGGAAUGCAUUGGGUCAAGCAUGUAACAACGAAGAACAAAGGUGCUCCGCACUUGAAAAGUGUUGCAGUCGAAUAACCAUUUUAUAAAUUGUACAAUUUGGAUGUGUGGACGUUCAUUUAUGGUUUAGAUUUAAAACAAAAAACAAAAAUGGCAUAAUAAGUUUCAAACAUUGCGGUAAUGAAUCAUUUCAGUGUUGUUUAGAAUUGGUUUGAAUUUAUCCGUCAAUGACGGUGAAUUCAAAUUGAUAUUUUUUUAUUUAAUUUCAUUACGAUCGUCUUUAUUUAAUAUAUGGUUAUUGUUUGCGAAUACUGUUUUUUUAUUAAAUUUUUAGGAGAUAAAUAUCAUCAAAUAAAAAACCUCUGUCGAGGUGAUGAUCCGCUGUGAUAAUUAUUUAUAUAAAACAUUUGUCCAAAUAAAAUGCAAAAUAAAUGAAAGUCUUGCAAAGUAAUACGCACUUGCACUGUUUCUAUGGACAAAAUUAUUAAGUCGUCUGAAGAUUUGAAAGUGGUCACAUUUAUUUAUUUCUGUUCUUCAGACACAGAAGCAAACAAAAUUGCUUCCCGAA
Molecule: messenger RNA, 1492 nt
Organism: Contarinia nasturtii (swede midge)
Lineage: Eukaryota; Metazoa; Arthropoda; Insecta; Diptera; Cecidomyiidae
Product: UDP-glucuronosyltransferase 3A2-like
Exons: 3
Coding region: 127-1002 (291 amino acids)
Molecular function (GO): UDP-glycosyltransferase activity
Source: RefSeq, a predicted model, not a curated record